CCCGCGGCGCGCGCCGCUCUUGGGGGCUCCGCGGCCCAGUUCCCAGGUCCCUCCCCCCUUGGCGCGCAUAUCCCGCUAGGGCAGCGCGAGCCCCAGAGCCGGCCGGCCCGGCAGCCCGUCCCGCGUAAGUGCAAAGGCUCCCCGGCCCCAGGCCCGGGCUCCCAGGAGGCCUGCAUGGAGCCCGAGCGCUGCCUGCCUUACGGCGCGGGUCCCGGUGCUUACCCAGCAGCUGCCGACAAGCCCCCAGGACCUCCGCCUCACCUGCACCCAGCUCCGCUCCCCGGGCCGCGGAUUGCUCGCUACGCGACGGCCUGCGGAACCCUGGAGCCCUAUUCCCCGGAGGCGGCCAAGCCCCCAGCCAAGUACCUGCAGGAACCCGGGCCUGGGCCAGCCCUCAACGGCAGGCGCUUUUACGAGACCCCUGCGGAAGCAGAAGAGAAGGUCUCCAAAGUCACCAGCUACCCCCCACUGCCUCUAGACUGUCCAGAAGGCCCCUUGGAGGGACCCCCAGAGCUGAGAGGCUCCCCAACACCCUGCCUGGCCAGGCUCCGGGGACCUCUGAGCCCCCAGCUCACUGACUCAAUGGAACUGCCCAAAAGCAAAAACAAGAAACGGAGAAACCGAACUACGUUCAGCACCUUCCAGCUAGAAGAGCUGGAGAAGGUUUUCCAGAAGACCCAUUAUCCUGAUGUGUAUGCAAGAGAACAGCUGGCCCUUAGGACCGACCUGACCGAAGCCCGGGUACAGGUCUGGUUCCAGAACCGAAGAGCCAAAUGGAGGAAACGGGAGAGAUAUGGGAAGAUCCAGGAGGUGAGGAACCCCUUCACAGCCACCUAUGACAUUUCAGUGCUGCCCAGGACAGACAGCUACCCCCAGCUGCAGAGCAACCUGUGGUCCAGUCCAGGGUCAGGGAGCCCGGGGGGCCCCUGUCUGAUGUCCCCAGAGGGGAUUCCAUCCCCAUGCACGUCACCGUACUCCCAUUCCCAUAGCAAUGUGGCUGGCUUCAUGGGUGUGCCAGCCUCCCCGGGACCUCCCCCAGGCAUCUAUUCCAUCCAUGGAUUCUCCCCAGCUCUGGGGGGGCACAGCUUUGAGACAGCCCCUGAUGGUGACUACAAGUCUCCCAGCCUGGUCUCAUUGAGGAUGAAGUCCAAAGAGCCACCUACCCUCCUCAACUGGACCACGUGAUCAGGCCACCCCAAGACUGGACUGCUCCCUGCUUGGACUGCCCUAAAGACCUUCCUCAUCAGAUGCAGCCAAUCCUUGCUUUUAAUCUAACCCCCACCCUCAACCCCCAUAUACAGGAGAGGGAUAAUUUAUGCCUCUAUUAAUUUCUAGACAGCAGAGAGGGCACAUCACCUACCCCUGGUCUGCCACUCCCUCACCCAACCUACCCCCCAGACAGAGAACAGCUGUGCCCACCCCAAGUCUGGCAGCAAACUGCAGUUUCCUUCCUUCUUUUCUUCCUUCCCUUCUUUACUUCCUUCCUCUUUUCCUCCCUCCUUCCCUCUCUCCUUCCUUCCUUUCCUUUUUUUUUUUUUUGCUUUUUCUUUUUUUCCCAGGUAGCUCCAAAGAGAGAAUAGGAGUUUUCCACCUGUCUAGGAAUAUCAAUAGCUGCCUGGUCCCCUUGCCCAUUUUUCUAGACUGCUCCCCAUCUCCCUGGUUCUGGGGGAGAUGCAGGAAACAACUGCUUGCCCUCCUCUGAGGCUUUGCAUCAUUCAACCUGCAACCUCCCCGAUGCAGAAGUCCUGGCUUCAGGUAGAGUUGGGGCCCCAGGUAGAUGAGGUAAGAGCUAGGUUGGCGAAUGCUAUAGAAUAUUAAGAAUUUCCUCCAUCAAAAGUGAGGAACAAGAGGAAGGGGAGGAGCUGCUGAGCUCCAGUUGAGGAAUAGCAUUAAAAGAAUAAGACAGUAGGCAGCCAGGCUAGCACCCGUGGUCCUUCCCACUGUGCCAGUGACCCUAUCAAUGCCCUUUACACCUUCCUGAGUGAUUUCACGUACUUCCUCCUGCGUGACUUUCAAAGCCAUAGUAAGAAGGGUGCUCCGCUCUAACAGGUGGACCUGCUCCAUGUUUUCUGAUGGCAGCACAAGGCUUUAAGGCUGGCAGAGACCACAGAGGUCCUUUAGUACAAUCCUUGGUUUUACAGAUGAGGAAAAAGAGGCUUAAGUAAAGAAGGUUAAAUGGCUUGCCCAUGGUCACCGUGGUAAUAACUCUGUUGAGUUAGGAUUUGAACCCAGAUCCUCUCUAGGUCUUCUCAUACCAUUCCAUUGAGGAUGGGCAUAACUAUUUUCCAACCCCAAAAGGUUUCUUACACCCACUCCCAGUCCACAGCAGGAGAAGGGAGAGUAAGGAGGAACCUGUGAAAUGGGAUGGGAUGGCAUAGGGGUGGGACAGGUGGGGAGGCAGCUGAGAUGAUCACUAAUGAGGCUUAAUGGCAUGAUCCAUUAAUAAUUAAUUAAUGAUCCUUAAUGGCAUAAGGUCCAAAUCCUUAGUUGAUAGAGUGGGAACCACAGCCUAAAAAUCUUCAAGGAUGAAGAAAAGAAUUUCAUGAUGUUGAGUUUUCCUCACCCCCAUUCUCAAAGCUCCUGGGCUCUGCUCCCUCCCAGAGGAAUAGAUGUGGCAUUUGGGGAGGCUUUUCCUCUGGGCCCUACAUCCCUCCAUGCCUGAGCCCACUUUCCCCAUUAGUCUGUGGAAUCAUCUCCUGGCUCCCCAAGGAACUGAAAUUCCAAAAGAAAUCACCAAAUAUGGCAGUUUUGGUGAGCCCUCCCAUGGUUUAGGUCCAGAGCUAUCACAGAGCUGUGCCUGGCUGUUGCCAUGGGAACACCAAUGGUUUCCAAACCCCCUCCUCCCACACCCUGGAACCAUUAGUUGGAUCCUCAGUAAAGAAGAGCUGUGACCCAAUUCAUCUAUGGUCUCCCCAUCAGGGGACACCAAAUAAAUGUUGAUCCCAUGAUAUUCUAACCACUCUUAUUUUGGAAAAAAAAUACAUCUGCAAAGAUUUUGUCAUUUGUCAUAAACAAUAAAGGGCUUUCUUUUUUUCCUUC
Phascolarctos cinereus (koala) is the source of this 3039-nucleotide messenger RNA. It is a transcript of the gene ALX3, whose product is annotated as ALX homeobox 3. Gene Ontology annotation, biological process: regulation of transcription by RNA polymerase II. Gene Ontology annotation, molecular function: RNA polymerase II transcription regulatory region sequence-specific DNA binding; DNA-binding transcription factor activity, RNA polymerase II-specific. The record is from RefSeq and is a predicted model, not a curated record. Lineage: Eukaryota; Metazoa; Chordata; Mammalia; Diprotodontia; Phascolarctidae.